Messenger RNA from Eublepharis macularius, 2671 nucleotides. It is a transcript of the gene EIF2D, whose product is annotated as eukaryotic translation initiation factor 2D. Gene Ontology annotation, molecular function: translation initiation factor activity. The coding region runs from base 639 to 2447 and encodes 602 amino acids. Lineage: Eukaryota; Metazoa; Chordata; Lepidosauria; Squamata; Eublepharidae. Gene Ontology annotation, biological process: translational initiation; formation of translation preinitiation complex. The transcript is spliced from 15 exons. The record is from RefSeq and is a predicted model, not a curated record.
UUUGCGGAGGGGAGAGACCUCGGCAGGGUAUAAUGUCAGAGAGUCCACCUCCAAAGCAGCCAUUUUCUCCAGGAGAACUGAUCUCUGCAGCCUGGAGAUGGGUUGUAGUUCUGGGAUAUAUCUUCAGCCACCAACCGGAGAUUGGUAACCGUAUGUGGCAGGUCAUUUUUACGCGUGUAAAACUGUUUAAACUCCACCUUUUUUAUACCAAACAAGCCUUGGCUGAGUGGGAGACAAUGUACGCUCUCACAUUUGCUUAACUGUCUGAGAGAGAAAGACGGUAGCGGCGGUCACAGCACCAGGCUAUCGAAACAGCGAGGUCUGAGAGCACUUUUCGCCAUUCUUUCCCAAGAGAGGGGGGAAGUGGCGUCGCAAAUAACCAGGAAGUCCCGUCUCCACGUCGCGGCCCUGCCAGUCUAGUAAAGUCCGUGCCAGCUGUCGGUAGGGCGAUCAAGUUGUUGCCCCACGGAUUCAUUUUAUUGUAGCACCACACAAUGGCCGCGUCCAUGCAACGAGAAAAGAAGUCUAAGAACCUGUAAUUCAACCGAUGAACGUAGUUUCUUCACGCUUUUUGUGCAGAUCGAAGGCAGCCUGCGGGAUUUUAGCUGCCAUAACUGAAGCUUGUGAUUUCUCUGAUCAUGUUUGCCAAAGCUUUUAGGGUAAAAUCCAACACUGCUAUAAAAGGAUCUGAUAGGAGGAAGCUGCGAGCUGAUGUUGCAGCCACAUUUCCCACACUCUCUGCUGAACAGCUCUCUGAGGUUGUGUCAAAUAAAGAAGAGCUGAAUGUUAUCAAGUUGUACACUCACAAAGGAGAGGCGCUCACAGUUUAUGCUAAUAGCAGGAAUCCAGUACUAUUUGAAUUUGAGAAAACUCUGUAUCCAACAGUGUAUACCCUGUGGUCUCAUCCUCAUCUUCUCCCUGCCAUCACAACUUGGCCACCUGUGUUGCACAAACUAGCAGGAGGAGCAGAUCUAAUGCUUCCUGGAGUUGUAGUGCCCUCUAGUGGUCUUCCUCAGAUAGAUCGGGGUACAUUAUGUGCUAUUACCUUGGUGGGAAACAGAGCUCCAGUGGCUGUUGGAAUAGCUACCAUGUCCACUAUGGAGAUGUUGGCUGCUGGAAUGAAAGGAAAAGGCUUCACUGUGCUGCAUACUUACAUGGAUCAGCUAUGGAGUUUUGGUGACAAGACAUGUCCACCCACAAUAGUCACACUGGAGGCCGAACCUGUCACUGAACAUGCUGCAGAGGAGGAACAGGACGAUAAAGGAGAGCCUAGCAAAGUGCCUGAAAAAAGCCUCCCUGUUGAUCCAUCCCUGCAAAUAGACAUUGGGAAUGUGAGCCUCAUUGAAACUACUGAGAGUGCUGAAAUGGGAGAAAAGGAGCAGCCUAGUGAGAACGGAGCUGCUGAGACUAUUGAUGAAGACGAUUUGGAUGUUCUCCAGGAACUGGAAGACAGCAGGAGUCCACAAGAACAAAUGGAUGCAUUACUUCAUCAGUGCUUCUUCCAUGCCUUAAAAUGUAAAAUAAAGAAGUCUGAGCUCCCUCUGCUGACCAGCACCUUUCUGCGUAAUUACAUGUUCUCAUGCUGUCCAAAAGGUCAACAAAUAGACAUAAAGAAAUCCAGCUACAAGAAGUUCUCCAAGUUCCUACAGUCAAUGCAGCAACAGAAGAUUCUUCAGGUGAAGGAACUGAGUAAGGGAGUGGAGAGCAUUGUGGAUGUGGACUGGAGACAUGAGCGCAUUAGAUCUUUCUUGGUACCUGAAAUAGCAGCAUCUGAAUCACCUGCCCAAGAUUGUAAAGGUGUUGAUGGAGAGCAGCUGUACCACCCUCCUGAGAUAAUACCGCUCUAUGGUAUCUCAUCCAAAAUGGCACCCUUGUUCCAGGAGUCUAGAUAUAAGAAAGGCGACACCCUUUCCGGAAGUGAAGUGAGAAGUGCUGUUAUCGACUAUGUGAAGACUAAUGAGUUGGUUGAUGCAACAAACAAAAACUUUGUAAAGGUGAAUCCUGUUUUGUGUGACUGCCUGUUGAACAAAUCAGAGCAAGAUGAAAUCUCAGCACUCAAGUGGGAUGACCUUUUUAGCAGGUGUCUCAACCAUCUGCAGUCCUUCCAUCAGGUGACCUUUGCAGGGCAUGAACCCAUAGUGAGGAAAGGAAAUAUUGACCCCAUUGAUAUAACCAUAGCACAGCGAUCAUCAAAUAAAAAGGUAACAAUAAUUAAGAAUCUGGAGCUGUAUGGUUUAGAUCCACAAGCUGUUGCCAAUAUUCUUCAGCAAAGGGUCCAGGCCAGUGCCACAGUCAACACACUCCCAGGAGCCAAGGACAGAGCUCAGGUUCAGAUACAAGGCAAUCAAAUCAACCAUCUUGCUAAACUGUUGCUGGAGGACUACCAGAUAAAUCGCAAAUACAUCCAGGGCCUAGAGAAGGCACCAAAGACUGGUCGAAAGAAAUAGCCAAGACUGAAGAUUAGAGUUCAAUUAUUUAUAGAUUAUUUUAUUCAACAGAGAUAAGUAAUCCAACUGCUUUAGCUAUAAAAAUGGUUUUAUUUAAAAAAUAAAUGGUUUUCCCAGAUGUUUUGGUGAGCUUUUACACAGCUGGUUGGGGCUAUAUAUGUGCCGUAUAAAUAUGUAACACAAUUUGUACCAGUCUGAGUUAUUAAAUCUACUUAAUUACUGGA